UCCAAGCAUGGAAUGCUGCCGUCGGGCAGCUCCUGGCAUACCGCUGCUCUUUCUGGCUUUCCUACUCCUGAGUUCCAGGACUGUGCGCUCAGAGGAGGACCGCGAAGGCCUCUGGGAUGCCUGGGGCCCUUGGAGUGAGUGCUCCCGGACCUGUGGUGGAGGUGCCUCCUACUCCCUGAGACGCUGCCUGAGCAGCAAGAGCUGUGAAGGAAGAAAUAUCCGGUACAGAACAUGCAGUAAUGUGGACUGCCCACCAGAAGCAGGUGAUUUCCGAGCUCAGCAGUGUUCUGCUCAUAACGACGUCAAGUACCACAGCCAGUUUUAUGAAUGGCUUCCUGUGUCUAAUGACCCUGACAACCCAUGUUCACUCAAGUGCCAAGCCAAAGGAACCAGCCUGGUUGUUGAACUAGCACCGAAGGUCUUAGAUGGUACACGAUGCUAUACAGAAUCACUGGAUAUGUGCAUCAGCGGCCUAUGCCAAAUCGUUGGCUGUGAUCACCAGUUGGGAAGUCCCGCUAAAGAAGAUAACUGUGGAGUCUGCAACGGAGAUGGGUCCACCUGCAGACUGGUCCGUGGGCAGUAUAAAUCCCAGCUCUCUGCAACUAAAUCGGAUGAUACCGUGGUCGCCAUUCCUUAUGGAAGCAGACACAUCCGCCUUGUUUUAAAAGGGCCAGAUCAUUUGUAUCUAGAAACCAAGACGCUCCAGGGGACUAAAGGUGAAAACAGUCUGAGCUCUACAGGCACUUUUCUUGUGGACAAUUCUACAGUGGACUUCCAGAAACAUUCAGACAAAGAGAUACUGAGGAUGGCUGGGCCACUAACAGCAGAUUUCAUCAUCAAGAUCCAUGACCUGGGGCCUGCGGACAGCACUGUCCAGUUCACCUUCUACCAGCCUAUCAUCCACCGAUGGAGGGAAACGGACUUCUUCCCUUGCUCAGCAACUUGUGGAGGAGGUUACCAGCUGACGUCUGCUGAGUGCUACGAUCUCCGGAGCAGCCGUGUAGUCGCCGACCAGUACUGUCACUACUACCCGGAGAAUAUCAAGCCCAAACCCAAGCUUCAGGAGUGCAACUUGGAUCCUUGUCCAGCCAGUGACGGAUACAAGCAGAUCAUGCCUUAUGACCUCUACCAUCCCCUUCCUCGGUGGGAGGCCACCCCGUGGACCGCGUGCUCCUCCUCGUGUGGGGGGGGCACCCAGAGCCGGGCAGUUUCCUGUGUGGAGGAGGACAUCCUGGGGCAUGUCACUUCAGUGGAAGAGUGGAAAUGCAUGUACACCCCUAAGAUGCCCAUCGUUCAGCCCUGCAACAUUUUUGACUGUCCUAAAUGGCUGGCACAGGAGUGGUCUCCGUGCACGGUGACCUGUGGCCAGGGACUCAGAUACCGUGUGGUUCUCUGCAUUGACCACCGAGGAAUGCACACAGGAGGCUGCAGUGCGAAAACAAAGCCCCACAUAAAAGAAGAAUGCAUCAUACCCACACCCUGCUACAAACCCAGAGAGAAACUUCCAGUAGAAGCCAAGCUGCCAUGGUUCAAGCAAGCCCAGGAGCUAGAGGAAGGAGCUGCUGUGUCUGAAGAGCCUUCGUUCAUUCCAGAAGCUUGGUCGGCCUGUACUGUCACCUGUGGUGUGGGAACCCAGGUGCGAAUAGUAAGAUGCCAGGUGCUCCUGUCUUUCUCUCAGUCCGUGGCUGACCUGCCUAUGGAUGAAUGUGAAGGGCCCAAGCCAGCAUCGCAGCGUACCUGUUAUGCCGGACCAUGCAACGGGGAAAUUCCUGAGUUUAACCCAGAUAAUGGAGACGGAUUCUUGGGUGGCCUGCCGGACCUGGACGAGCUGUAUGAUUGGGAAUAUGAGGGCUUCACCAAGUGCUCUGAGUCAUGUGGAGGAGGUGUCCAGGAGGCCGUGGUGAGCUGCCUGAACAAACAGACCCGGGAGCUCGCGGAUGAGAACCUGUGUGUGAGCAGCCGAAGGCCCCCACAGCUCCUGAGAUCCUGUAAUUUGGAUCCCUGCCCAGCAAGGUGGGAAAUUGGCAAGUGGAGCCCAUGCAGCCUCACCUGUGGGGUUGGCCUGCAAACCAGAGACGUUGUCUGCUCCCAUCUCCUCUCCAGAGAGAUGAAUGAGGUGGUUGUCCUGGCCGAUGAGCUGUGCCACCACCCUAAACCCAGCACAGUACAAGCAUGCAACCGCUUCAAUUGCCCGCCAGCCUGGUACCCUGCACAGUGGCAACUGUGUUCCAGGACCUGUGGAGGAGGGGUUCAGAAACGGGAUGUUCUUUGCAAACAACGAAUGGCUGAUGGCAGCUUCCUGGAGCUUCCGGAGACCUUUUGUUCAGCCUCCAAACCAACCUCCCAGCAAGCAUGCAAGAAAGACGACUGUCCCAGUGAGUGGCUUCUCUCAGACUGGUCAGAGUGCUCUGUGAGCUGUGGGGAGGGCACCCAGACUCGAAGUGCCAUUUGCCAGAGGGUGCUGAAAACCGGGGUCUCCACGGUUGUCAAUUCUACCCUGUGCCCUCCCCUGCCUUUCUCUUCCUCCAUCAGACCUUGUAUGCCGGCAACCUGUGCAAGGCCUGGAAGGCCUUCCACCAAGCACGGCCCUCACAUCGCAGCUGCACGGAAUAUAUACAUCCAGACCCGCAGGCAGAGGAAGCUGCAUUUCGUGGUGGGAGGAUUCGCUUACCUACUUCCCAAGACUACCGUGGUGCUCCGGUGCCCCACUCGCAGAUUCCGCAAGCCCCUCAUCACCUGGGAGAAGGACGGCCAGCACAGCAUUAGCUCGGCUCAUGUCACCGUGGCCCCUUUCGGCUACCUGAAGAUCCACCGCCUCAAGCCCUCAGAUGCAGGCAUCUACACCUGUUCUGCAGGGCCCGCCAGGGAGCAGUUUGUGAUUAAGCUCAUCGGAGGCCACCGCAAGCUGGUGGCCAGGCCGCUGAGCCUUUGGAGUGAGGAGGAGGAGGCCCUGCAGGUGAGGAAGGCCAAUCCAAAGGAGGCCUUGCAAACCCACAAACACCAAAAUGGCAUCUUCUCCAACGGCAGCAAGGCCGAGAAGCGCGGCCUCACUGCAGACCCUGGGAACCGCUAUGAUGACAUUGUGUCUAGGCUGCUGGAGCAGGGCGGCUGGCCAGGAGAGCUCCUGGCCUCCUGGGAGGUGCAGGACUCUGCCGAAAGGAACGCCUCCUCGGAGGAGGAUCCCCAUGCUGAACAGGCCCUCCUGCACCUCCCCUUCACCAUGGUGGCGGAACAGAAGCGCCUGGAUGACAUUCUCAGGAACCUGUCCCAGCAGCCUGAGGAGCUACGGGACCUCUACAGCAAGCACCUGGUGGCACAGCUGGCCCAGGACAUUUUCCGCAGCCACCUGGAGAGCCAGGACAUGCUUCACAAGCCCUCUGAGCAGAGGUUCCCUCCCGUGGCCAUCCCGCCCCACAAACGUGUUUCAAGCCUCAGCAGCUCCCUAAGGAGCUCUUCCGGGGAGGCCGGGGGCGGCUCCCGCAGGCCUCACCGCAAGCCCACCAUCUUGCGGAAGAUCUCGGCAGCACAGCAGCUCUCGGCCUCCGAGGUGGUCACCCACCUGGGGCAGACCGUGGCGCUAGCCAGCGGGACCCUGAGUGUGCUUCUGCACUGCGAGGCGGUAGGCAACCCGAGGCCUACCAUCCACUGGACCAGGAACGGAGAAGCGGUGCAGUUCAGUGACAGGAUUCUUCUGCAGCCAGAUGAUUCCUUACAGAUCUUGGCACCAGUGGAAGCUGAUGUGGGUUUCUAUACUUGCAAUGCCACAAAUGCCUUGGGAUAUGACUCUGUCUCCAUUGCUGUCACAUUAGCAGGAAAGCCACUAGUGAAAUCAUCUCGAAUGACUGUGGUUAACACAGAGAAGCCUACAGUUACAAUGGAUAUCGGCGGGACCAUCAGGACCAUCCAAGGAGUGAAUGUGACAAUUAACUGCCAAGUGGCAGGUGUGCCUGAAGCUGAAGUCACUUGGUUCAGAAAUAAAAGCAAAUUGGGCUCCUCCCACCAUCUGCACGAGGGCGCCUUGCUGCUCACAAAUGUGUCCUUCUCUGAGCAGGGCCUAUAUUCCUGCAGGGCAGCCAAUCUUCAUGGAGAGCUGACAGAGAACACACAGCUCCUGAUUCUAGAUCCCCCUCAAGUCCCCACACAGUUGGAAGACAUCAAGGCCUUGCUCUUAGCCACUGGACCGAACCUUCCUUCAGUGCUGAUGUCUCCUCUGGGAACACAGCUGGUCCUGGAUCCUGGGAAUUCCGCUCUCCUUGGCUGCCCCAUCAAAGGCCACCCCACCCCCAAUAUCACCUGGUUCCAAAAUGGCCAGCCAAUUGCCUCUGCCCCAGGGCUGACCCACCACAUCUUGGGGGCUGGACAGAUCCUCCAUGUUGCAAAUCUCAGUGGAGGACCUCAGGGGGAGUUCAGCUGCCUGGCUCAGAAUGAAGCAGGAACGCUCAUGCAAAAGGCAUAUUUGGUGAUCCAAGACUACUGGUGGUCUGUGGAUAGACUGGUGACCUGCUCAGCAUCCUGUGGUAAUAGAGGGGUUCACCAGCCCCGCCUCAAGUGUUUGCUGAACAACACGGAAGUUGACCCCGAGCACUGUGCAGGAAAGCCUCGGCCUGCUGUGCAGCCCAUUGCCUGCAACCGGAGAGACUGUCCUUCUCGGUGGAUGGUGACUUCCUGGUCCCCCUGUACCCGGAGCUGUGGUGGAGGUGUCCAGACCCGCAGGGUGACCUGUCAGAAGUUGAAAGCUUCUGGGAUAUCUACCCCAGUGCCCAACGACAUGUGUGCCCAACUGGCCAAACGGCCUGUGGACACCCAGGCCUGUAACCAACAGCUGUGUGUGGAAUGGGCUUUCUCCAGCUGGGGCCAGUGCAAUGGGCCUUGCAUAGGCCCUCGCCUUGCUGUGCAACACAGACAAGUCUUCUGCCAGACCCGGGAUGGCAUCACCUUACCAUCAGAACAGUGCAGUGCCCUCCCCAGGCCUGUGAGCACCCAAAACUGCUGGUCAGAAGCCUGCAGUGUACACUGGAGAGUUAGCCUCUGGACCCUAUGCACCGCAACCUGUGGCAACUAUGGCUUCCAGUCCCGGCGAGUGGAGUGCGUUCAUGCCCGCACCAACAAGGCUGUGCCCGAGCACCUGUGUUCCUGGGGGCCCCGGCCUGCCAACUGGCAGCGCUGCAACAUCACUCCGUGUGAAAACACUGAGUGCAGAGACACCACCAGGUACUGCGAGAAGGUGAGGCAGUUGAAACUCUGCCAGCUCGGCCAGUUCCGAUCUCGCUGCUGUGGAACAUGUGGCAAAGCCUGAAGACAGGGCACGGGGCCGAACUCUACCCUGGCCACACAAAGGACUCAUACAGCCACCUUGGACAUGACUUAUGCAUUCUUCCUUUUAUUUAUUUAUUUUCCCUCCCACACACACCCAUGUCCACCUGCACCCAUGCUCCUGAGGACCUUGGCAUGUUUUCUUAUUCAGUUAGCUGGAGGCAAGUGUUGAGAAUAGAAAAAGAGAUGUCUAAAGGAGGCUGCAGAGCAGGCCAGGUAGACAGCAGCUCCCUUGCAGAGCUGGCUCCUUCCCACUCAGCGUCUCAGAGACACAGGGAGAGCAAGCCAGUAAGGGACAGCAAGGAGCUAAGGAUUGUAACAAAUAGGGACAGGCACAGGCCAACGAGGAGUGCCAUUCCUUCGCUUCCUGGUGAUAUGAUGGUAAGAACCAGGGGAACACCAUACUGGAGUAGAAACCAGGCUAGAAUCUAGUUCUUCUGGAAUUGGGGUGGGAAACCAAGAAAGAAGAGAAAUGAACUAUGGGGAAGGCGGGUUUCACCAAAAGAGACAAACAGAGUAGACAGAAGGCAUACAGUUAGACAGAAGACAGAAGCAAAAGGAAAGGAAGGGAAGCUCAUGUGUGCUCCUUGAUGGGAGAAGCUAGCAGGCAGGACAGAUUUUCAAGCAGCCACAGGGGACCCAUCUGACAAGCCUGUGCCCUGGUACAUGUGCACAGUCCUGUGGGUUCAGCAAAGGUGGGGAAGGGUAUUCAGCAUCUUCUCAGGGUGCCCAUGCUGCAUGAUAGAAGGUGAGCCCUUCAUGGGAUUACAGACAUGCCUCUACUCUCUAUUCUACCAAGUAACCUUUGUGUCUGCAGCUGUGGAAAACCCAGCAAGGGGUCAGGGUCUGGCUGUGUAGUCAGGCAGCCCGGAGCAUCUCCUCGCUUAAAUCAAGGGUCACUAGCCCUGGACUAACUGCUGUUGUGGGCCAAAGGUAUUUGAGCAUGAGUACUCUGUGUUUUCUAUCUGAAUGACUCUGCUGCUGCCCAUUGGGCCAGGGACUAGAGUCAUUGCUCACAAAGGAUUCAUCAAGCAAUCUGUUAGCUGGCAAGCAUGUAACGGGUGUGGGAUCCCUUCCCACCAGAGCUGGCCAGGAAACAGGAGAGGACAGAGGGGUCAGUGCAUGCCCACGGUGUGCCUUGUCUAUCCCAGCCACACACAUUGGGCCUGUGGGCCCAUCCAGUACCACAGAAGAGCUGUUGUGCAUCCUGGUCACGCAGCAGGCUUGGGGGAGGGGUGUAAUAAGGUGCUAUGGUAAAGCCAGAGGACAGGUCAAAAGCUUUUCAGCGAUCCUCCCGACACAAAUGCUAUCUGCCUAUUAGCUCACCAGUCAGUGGGCCAAGAAGCACACAGGAUUCAGUAACAUAUAUCAGAUAUGGCUAAAACAAAAGCCCUUGGCAAAUCCUCAUUCAGCAGAGAAGCUUUGACAGUAAUAUUUGCUUCCUCCCCUGAACAGUCUUAGAUUAGCAGAUUGGGCAUCCAGAGCCCAGUACCCAUCAGAUGAGCCACCGCUCAUGUGCACACUCACCAAAUGCUACCACCCAGGGCCACCACUGACAUCAAGGCUACAUUUCCCAGCCAGCUGGGAAGUUAAGUUAGGAAGACAACAUUAAUCUGUGUCUUGUAGGUGUACUUUUAAAAAUCUCUUAUUUACAUUUCUUAUAUCUUUUUCUCCCUAAUCCACCCCAAUCCCUUCCAAAACCCCAACACCAGGUAGCAGAGAUAAAAGGGUUAGUGGGAGAAGGGGCACAGUUCUUUCUUAGCUGCUUCCUGCUGAUCAGGGUCAUUGGGUCCCUUGGAGCCAUUCCAGUCCUCAUUUCAGUGGAUCUCCAACUUCUUGUUUCACAACAGCAACCAGGAGCAGGAAGGGGGAAGCAGGAGAGGCCUUGUUCUUUCUCUCUUCUUUCACACACUCUGGGCUCUGGCAUUUAGUCUCUCUCUAGAGUCCUCAGAUUCAAACUAUCUGUGGCUGGCAAAGAGCUCCUCUCCAAGCCUGCUGCUGUGGACCAUCUGAAUCAGUCCCACGUCCCACACCUGGGACCAAAACAAAAACAUGUUUAUAUCCACAACAGUGUCUUCCUAGGUGCGCUGUGGACAAUUAGGAUGGGCCUCUUCCUCAUCACAAAAAUAGGCUCUAAAAAAAUGUGUUACUAAAAAUCAGUGUAAUGUUUAUUUAAAAUAAAAGAGAGUGUUUCUAUGUAUAUCUUUUGUGAAUAUUUAUUAGGAUUUCUUGUAUAAAAAAAAGUGCAAUAUUAGUAAUUGUACAUUGUCAUCCAGAAAAACAAAAACUCUUUGGGGAAUUUUAUUAACUUCCUGCAGCUGUGUUCCUUAAAACUCUGGCAAUAAUUGUAUUCUUCCUAAUUUUAAAAGAAACAAAACUGAUGUUGAACUCUGAUCAAUUAUUCUCUGUGUACAGAGUACAUUGCAAAAGCUAAUGUGGGGUGGGGGUCGGGCAAUAGAGCUGAUUUGUUUUUGACACUAGCUAUACAUGAAUCGAACACAAAUUCUGUAAUACUAAUACAGUUGAUUAGUUCUGUAGCUAUUGAAAAUUGGUGGCCAAUGUUUGAAUUUGCUAAGAAGAGGCAUCUUCCAGAUCUUGCAUGUGUCAGAAUGUGAGGUUGGAAGUGCCUUUCAGAACAAGUUGGAGAGCUUGGGUUUGAAGCGGAAAGCAGUGUGCUCCUUGCCUGAGAUGAAUGUACAUUUAAUAUUUGUUCUGUGAAUUGUGACUCAGCAGUACCAGAAAUUAUCGGGGCUGCUGGAUAAUGUGGAAGGAGGCCCUUCCUCCUCUAAAACACAAAACUGUAUUUAUAUUUUUUGUACAGAUA
This is a messenger RNA of Psammomys obesus (fat sand rat), 8137 nucleotides long. RefSeq names its product ADAMTS like 1 (gene Adamtsl1). Gene Ontology annotation, biological process: extracellular matrix organization. The record is from RefSeq and is a predicted model, not a curated record. NCBI's taxonomy places the organism in Eukaryota, Metazoa, Chordata, Mammalia, Rodentia, Muridae. Bases 8 to 5296 code for a protein of 1762 amino acids. The transcript is spliced from 29 exons. Gene Ontology annotation, cellular component: extracellular matrix. Gene Ontology annotation, molecular function: metalloendopeptidase activity.